AUGACGCGCCCUGAUAUCACCCUCUACACUGCUCAGACCCCCAAUGGGAUCAAGAUCUCCAUGGCGCUUGAGGAGCUCGGGCUCCCCUACAAGGUCGAGAAUAUUGACAUUUCGAAGAACGUCCAAAAAGAAGACUGGUUCCUGGAAAUCAACCCGAAUGGUCGCAUCCCAGCCUUGACCGAUACGUUCAGCGAUGGCGAGAAGAUUCGUCUUUUUGAGUCAGGUAGCAUUCUGCAAUACCUGGCCGAGCAAUAUGACCCCGAACACAAGAUCUCCUUCCCCAAGGGCAGCCGAGAGCACUAUGAGAUGAACAACUGGCUCUUCUUCCAAAAUGCAGGCUUGGGCCCGAUGCAAGGUCAGGCCAACCACUUCUCACGAUAUGCCCCGGAGCGCAUCGAAUACGGUGUGAACCGGUAUGUCAAUGAGUCCCGCCGCCUUUACGGUGUCCUCGACAAGCAUCUUGCCCAGUCGAAGUCUGGGUAUCUGGUCGGCGAUCACGUAUCCAUCGCCGACAUCUCACACUGGGGUUGGAUCGCGGCUGCCGGAUGGGCCGGUAUCGAUAUUGAGGAGUUCCCGCAUGUCAAGGCGUGGGAGGAGCGCAUGGCUCAGCGACCGGGUACUGAGAAGGGACGCCAUGUUCCCUCGCCGCACACUAUUAAGGAGCUCUUGAAAGAUAAAGCCGAGGUUGAGAAGCAUGCUGCAGAGUCACGGGCUUGGAUUCAGCAAGGAAUGAAGGAGGACUCGAAGAACAAGAUCUAA
Molecule: messenger RNA, 759 nt
Organism: Penicillium argentinense
Lineage: Eukaryota; Fungi; Ascomycota; Eurotiomycetes; Eurotiales; Aspergillaceae
Product: glutathione S-transferase family protein
Exons: 3
Coding region: 1-759 (252 amino acids)
Source: RefSeq, a predicted model, not a curated record